AUGUCACUCCAAGCCGUAUUAUGGAUCGUACUUACAGCACAGCUGAGUUUGGGACACGGUUAUUUUGAAAACAAUCACAGGCACGAGGACCACAAAGGUCCUGUGCAUCACAAGAACUGGAUUCGCAACGAAAGGAUGGACAACAAUGGGCUGUACUGGCUGAAAUGGUGGAUAAAUGCCACAGAGAAUACGAUUUACUUUGAGGUGACUGUUCAAACCCGAGGAUUUGCUGGACUGGGUUUUUCCAAGGACGGUCGAAUGGGAAAGGCAGAUAUGGUGCUGCUGUGGGUUGAUGAUACCACGGAACAAGCGAAUGUGCUGGAUUGUCAUGGUCCGCAGGAUCCUGCAAACGGCCCUUCGCUGCAGGACGAUACACAAAACUACGAUGUGAUAGAAGGUUACCAGAAUGCAACUCAUACAAGUUUAACAUUCAAACGUAAAAUUGAAACCUGCGACCCAUUCGAUAUUCCAUUUUCGGCGGAUACUUUUAAAGUACUUUGGUCUAUCGGCGAUGCGGAUCCUUUGCACGGCAGCUUGGAUUGGCAUGGGCAGAGUAAAGGCGUAAAAUCCUUGCGAUUAUUUUCACCAAUGUUCUCGAAAGAUAGUCGCAGUCCAAAUUCGAUGACAUUCGAUAUGUCGGCCAUACAAAACUGGGAUAUUACCGUGAGCAAUGUAACCAUUAAACGAUCAAUGGAUACCCUAUACUGGUGUAAAAUCGUAAGAAUACCGGAGCUAACUAAGAAGCAACAUAUUAUUGGGUAUGAGCCCCUGUUGUCGGGGAAAUACGAUCGAAAUAUGGUUCACCACAUGACACUGUUUGAGUGCCAGACGAAGUUGUAUCCUGGAAGCGAUCCUGCAUCCUGGGACAUCUGGGUCAGAAGUUCCGGCACGGUGUGUAAUAGUAACCUACUGACACCGCGUGAUUGGGACUCCUGCUCCACGCCCGUUGCUGUUUGGUCGGCGGGAUCUGAUGGACAGUUUCUACCGCCCCAUGCUGGAAUUCCAAUGGGAGGUGCAUCCGGAGCUAGCUAUUAUAUGCUAGAAAUACACUAUGACAAUCCGAAUGGAAAAAUCUCUGUUGAUCAUUCGGGAUUUCGGAUACAUUACACUCCGCAUCUGCGAACCCACGAUGCGGGAAUCAUGAUAACUGGCGUCUCCAUUUCGGACACUCAACUCAUCCCGCCUGGUCAGAAAAGGUAUCGAAACGUCGGCAUUUGUGGACCCUCCUGUUCGAGCGUGAUGUUUCCCGAGGACGGCAUUAAAAUAAUUUCUGGAACCCUCCAUUCACAUCAAGCCGGUCGGGAAAUAAGUCUUCGACAUGUUCGUGAAGGUAAAGAGUUAAAGCAGAUCAUUGCUGACCAAAACUACGAUUACAGACAUCAAAAAGUCCACCAACUUGCUAACGAAACGGUUGUUCUACCUGGAGAUUACCUAAUUACAGACUGUUCUUAUGAGACAAAACUUAGAAAAAGACCCACUUUCGGGGGUUAUUCAACGAAAGAAGAAGUUUGUCUUACCUUCCUUACUUAUUACCCCAAAAUUGAGUUGUCUGGUUGUUAUAGUAUGACACCGGUGCGCGAGUUUUUCGAGAUGUUCGGUGUUUACCAAUUCUAUUCGUUAAAUAUGACCGAUAUUGAGAACAUGUUUCUUUACAAUGGUGACUACAUUGACUAUAGUACAAAUACAAGGAACACGACAGCGAAACCAAAGAACGGAAAAACGUCCAAUGAGGAUGUUACUUACCAAGAGUCCUUGUUAAAUAAACUUGUUAUAUCCGAUCCUCCCGAGUUUCACGAUCGCACAUUUUUAUCGCAUUUAAAUCAAUUGCCCUGGUUUGAUCCUCUUUUUACCAAAAAUGUAGAGCAAGAAUUUAUUACUGGGAAACAUAUGACGUUUUGUCGAGUUUCUAAUGAUUCAAUAUCAAUUUCAUCGGAGAUUAUUCGGUUCCCCGAAUUUACUGCGUUCGUGAAGCCACCCACAGCCUGUUUAAACUAUUUUUUCGCUGAUAAUGAAGAACUUCGUUCAGGCGGUUCAAGACUUCUUACAGAUUUUACUUUUAGCCUACUUCUAAUUAAAACUGGCUUGCAACAAACUCUUUUGUAGGAGUACAGUAUUAUUUAUAACUUGAUUCUCAGAUACAUAAACAAUGGUGCGGUCAAAAAAUGCUAACUUACCAAUAAUAAAUUUUUCAGGUAUAUU
Messenger RNA from Drosophila takahashii, 2199 nucleotides. RefSeq names its product MOXD1 homolog 1. Gene Ontology annotation, cellular component: secretory granule membrane. NCBI's taxonomy places the organism in Eukaryota, Metazoa, Arthropoda, Insecta, Diptera, Drosophilidae. Gene Ontology annotation, biological process: octopamine biosynthetic process; dopamine catabolic process; norepinephrine biosynthetic process. Gene Ontology annotation, molecular function: dopamine beta-monooxygenase activity; copper ion binding. The record is from RefSeq and is a predicted model, not a curated record.